AUGACAGCCCAGCGCCAAGCUUCUUCUGCUUCGCAGACGCCACACAUCUCCCCCGCCGAGCUCUCCUACCUCUACACAUCGCUCUCCCUCCCAGACACGCCAAUCCGGCCGGACGGGCGUUCACCAACCCAGCUCAGGCCUUUGUCAGCAGAGACAGAUAUUCUACCUGGCACGAACGGCAGUGCGCGAGUCGGUUUCGCAGAUGGCACGCAGGCGAUUGUGGGCGUAAAGGCAGAGGUGGAGAAGACUGCGCUUGGGGUCCAGGCUCUCGGUCAGGCGCAGCAGCAGGAUGAGGGCGGUAGUGAUGGGGGUGCUGGUGGGGGUCGCUCUGGGGGUGUUGGAGGGACUUCGGGGCAGGGAUCGUGGGUGCAGAUGGCGAUUGAGAUCCCGGGGUUUAGGGACGAUGAUGCCCUACCGGUUUUCUUGUCGGAGAUGAUGAGGGAGCCAUUGGUGGAAUCGGUUUCGGGUGGUGCGAAUGGGAAUGGGAAUGGGGAUGAGAUGGCGGGAGGGUUGAAGGGGAGGCUUGUGAUUAAUCGGAGGUGGCAUUGGAGGUUGUAUAUUGAUGUCUUGCUACUUUCCCAGCCACUAUCUUACCCUCUCCCUCUCUUAUCGCUCACGACUCACCUUGCGCUUCUCGCGACGAAGCUGCCGAAGCUGAAAUCGAAAGGCGAGGAAGACCCGUUCUUCGACGACGACUGGGAUGCCGCUGAAUAUUUGUACCCGCGGGUCAAAUCCACCAAGAGCUCUGUUCCAGGCUCUAUCCCGACACAUAAAGUUCGACCGCCUGUGACUCUGCUUGUCAUCUCCGUCGCAGAGAAUAUCAUCUUCGACCCAAGCCGCGAAGAGAUUGCUGUUGCGGACGCCGUGCUCGCAAUCUCAAUCACCCACGACACUGACUCUGGCCGCUUGAAACUGCUUUCGAUCCGGACGGUCGACCCUCCGUCUCGGCUUACGCAACCUGGGAUCCCGAACUCAGAGAACGUGGCUACUGUGAGUUCCACGGCUGCCGCGGAGGAGUCUGCUAUUAUCAAUCCUUCUACUGGUGAGGAGGAAGUUUCUGGUGUUUGGAAGCCGAGACGUGGUGGCGUGAAGAGAGUUACUAUUGCACGUAUGGUAAAGAUGGUAUUGGAGCAGGGAGGCGUUGGGGAGGAAGUCCUGGAGGGACUUGAGGGGGUGGAGGUUGGAUGA
Molecule: messenger RNA, 1188 nt
Organism: Aspergillus puulaauensis
Lineage: Eukaryota; Fungi; Ascomycota; Eurotiomycetes; Eurotiales; Aspergillaceae
Product: exosome non-catalytic core subunit RRP42
Exons: 2
Coding region: 1-1188 (395 amino acids)
Biological process (GO): nuclear polyadenylation-dependent mRNA catabolic process; TRAMP-dependent tRNA surveillance pathway; U4 snRNA 3'-end processing
Cellular component (GO): cytoplasmic exosome (RNase complex); nuclear exosome (RNase complex)
Source: RefSeq, a predicted model, not a curated record